AUGGCUUUUGCUGCUGAGAUCCAAGAUCCUCUUACGCUCAACCUUGGUCGACAAACGAAUAUCCUGCUCUCAUACCUCCCGAACGAUUCUCAAUAUGCUACAACGCUACGAACUGCAUCUAGUCGCGCUGAACUCUUGUGUAUACUAUCAAAUCUGCUUGCAACGCCUGGUCUUACGAAUACAAUCGCUGUUCUCUUCCGGCCACUUCUUCUUGACCUAUGCGCGCGCUGGUUAUUCGACGAGGAGAAUCUUACGGAAAACUUCUAUGCACUUUGCUUGCUGCUCGAUAUUCACCCAGAGAUCUAUCCUAUCUUUGCUUCAUUCGUCCGUCGGCCUGCUUUGAAACAUGGUCCUCUGGCUUUCGUGACCCAAAUAACAGAUGCGGCAAAAGUUGAUGCUUUAUUGCUGCAACGCAUAUUGCUCUCCUACUAUCGAGUGUUGCAGGCGAACCGAAGGUUACCGGAAUCGCUGUUGUGGUCGUUGACCCCACUGGCCCAGCUAGUAUGGGCACCCUAUGCGGAUAACGGUGUGCGCUUUCUGGCGGUGCGUUGCUAUGCAUUGCAAUCAGGCAUGAUGGAGGGAGAGAGAGUAAAGAUGGAAAAGGAAGUUAUUGGAGAUGUUGCCGAAGUGGAUUGUCCUAUUGACUACGAUGCCAACAUGGAUGGUAGUCGAAACCAGGUCGAUGGAUGGCUGAUACCGCUUAUGGAGUUAGACCGAAUUUCUGAUGCUAGAAAUGCUCAAUCACAACCUCAAGAUUAUUUUUUAUCUGAUUCAAAUAACUCAAAUGAGCCUAUUCAUCCGGCAGAGUUGAGUCCUUUAACCGCGAACGUGCACGGUAUCCUCAUGCUUCGUUCCUCGGUCACCACAAUCUUAAAUAAGUCGUUGAUCGAAACAUCGACUGCCGUUCAAGCUCUCCGGACGCUAGCCAUACACCAUUCACUCCGGGUCCCAACCUUGAUUACAUCGGCUCCGUCUUGUGGGAAAUCUGUAUUGCUAUCACACCUAGCUUUGGUGUUACAUCCGGAAUCCCACUGUACAAUCGUGACAAUACACCUCGCUGAUACAUCCUUGGAUGCCCGAACUUUACUUGGGUCAUAUGUAUCGUCUCCCGUGCACCCUGGUACCUUCGAAUGGAGAGAAGGGGUGCUGGUGCGAGCCAUGCGGGAAGGCAGGUGGAUAGUUCUUGAAGAUGUUGAUCGCGCGAGCAUGGAAGUCCUAGGCGUCCUCAAACCAUUAGUGGAGUCGCUUGGCCCAGCCAAGGCCGUCGGUGGACGAGCCGUGUUGGAAGUACCAAAUCGUGGUCGCGUGGAAGCUGACGAUAAAUUUGCGAUUUAUGCUACACGCUCGCUCACGCCAUCUCGCGAUGGGUCAUUCGCAAGUCCGACAUUUUAUGGAGCGCACAAAUUUUACGACAUGGUUAUUCCUUCUCCCACCUCGGAGGACCUCCGUAUGAUUGUGGAAGCCAAAUUUCCCAAGCUUGUAGGGACAGCCGCUCAAGGGCUGAUCGACUUGUGGGAGGCUUUGAAAGCUCUCGGAGUGACCGUCUCAAUGCGAGAUAUUGGGUUACGCGAGCUGGACAAGUUAUGCGCACGCGCUGAUCAUAUACUUCCCGCUUCGCACAAAGCAAUGGACAUCGUAGCCUCUCCCGAGGCGCCAUUUCUUCUGCAAACAACUUUCCCAAAUCCCACAUUACGAGAAGACUUGUACCUGGCAGCUCGGGACGUGUUUUUUGGUUCCGGGGCUACUACGACGUCCGCUCGCAUGCAGUUGGAAACUAUCGCCUCUGUUGUCGCUGAACAUCUUGGUCUGUCAUCGGAGAGAAGAGAUUGGUUACUGUAUAGUCGCGUUCCAGAGUUCGAUGUGGAGAAGGAUGUGAAUGGCAAAAUUAUUGCGGUUCGAGCAGGUGAUAGCCGCCUUCCUUCUCGUGUGCUGAACACACAGAUCUCUCCUCCUAUUAUCCGUCCAUUCGCUAUGCAUAGACCUGCUGUCCGACUAUUAUCGCGCAUCGCUACUGCAGUCUCGUUGGGCGAGCCUGUGCUCCUCACAGGGGAGACUGGCACAGGAAAGACUAGUGUCGUUACCCACCUGGCAUCGCUUCUAAACCGGCCAUUAGUUUCAUUCAACUUGUCCAAUCAGACUGAGUCGUCUGAUCUCAUUGGCGGUUUCAAGCCUGUUGAUGCUCGUGUGCCGGGUCUGGAGCUUCAAGAACGGUUCUUGGAAUUGUUUGGCGGUACUUUCAGUAGGAAGAAGAACGCGAAAUUUGAAGAGUCGGUGAGGAAGGCUGUGCAGGAAGGGAAGUGGAAGAGGGCCGUUGGAUUGUGGAAAGAAUCUGCUAAGCUAGCGAAAGAGAAGAUUCAGUCCAGAAGUUCGAAGGAUGAAGGGGAAGGCGAAGCGCCUCGGAAGAGGCGGAAGGUUGAGCCGGAUGCUCUCAAUGUUCCGGGAGCAACCUGGGAUGUAUUUGAGCGCGAUGUUCAAGUUUUUGAGGUGCAGCAUGUUCAAGACAGCAACAAGUUCGCGUUUGCGUUUGUGGAAGGUUUAUUGGUCAAGGCGUUACGAUCCGGCGACUGGAUCUUGCUCGACGAAGUCAAUUUGGCCAGUCCAGAAACCCUUGAAUGUAUAUCGGCUAUUCUCCACAGCCCGACUGCAUCAAUCACACUCACCGAACAAGGAUCGUUGGAGCCGGUUCCACGCCAUCCUGAUUUUCGCCUCUUCGCUUGCAUGAAUCCGGCUACAGAUGUCGGGAAGAAAGAUCUACCACCUAACAUACGAUCUCGCUUUACCGAAUUUGACGUUCCUCCACCAGAUGCGGACAAGGAAACCCUACUGAGUAUUAUUACUCAGUAUAUUGGGGGAUGUGCUGUAGGCGACAAGGGCACAAUCAUGGACGUGGCCGAUUUCUAUACCGCAGUGAAGAAACUAGCAGACCAGCGCAAGAUUGCCGAUGGAUCCAACCAUAGACCCCAUUACAGCAUGCGCACUUUGGCACGCGCGCUGACGUUCACUGCCGACAUGGCUAGUAUGUACUCUUUGAAGCGAGCGUUAUGGGAAGGCUGUCUCAUGACUUUUACAAUGGCUCUUGAUGAGCCGUCCGCUGCGGUCGUCACUGGCCUUGCUCAGAAACAUCUGCUCGCGGGUGUGCGCAACCCUCGGUCGCUGUUGGCAAAGGAGCCUACCCCGCCUCAACCGCCGGAAGCCUUUGUCAAGUUUGGUCCAUUCCACUUGCAUCGCGGCCUUCUGGAGGUGGACCCAGCAGAAAACUAUAUCAUGACCCCGUCAGUUGAAACGAAACUUAUUGACCUUGCUCGAAUCAUCUCAGCGAGACGGUUCCCUGUGUUGAUUGAAGGUCCCACGUCGAGCGGAAAGACGAGCUCAAUUGAAUAUCUAGCGAAGAGGACAGGACACCGCUUUGUUCGCAUCAAUAACCACGAGCAUACAGAUAUUCAAGAGUAUCUUGGAACGUAUGUUUCCGACGCUGUAACCGGCAAACUGGUCUUCAGAGAUGGUCUCCUUGUACAGGCCUUGCGCAACGGUGACUGGAUCGUACUAGACGAACUCAACCUUGCCCCUACCGAUGUUCUCGAGGCAUUGAAUAGGCUUCUCGAUGACAACAGAGAACUUGUUAUUCCGGAGACGCAAGAAGUCGUCCGACCUCAUCCUCAUUUCAUGCUCUUUGCUACUCAGAAUCCUCCUGGGCUUUACGCGGGAAGAAAGAUCUUGUCACGAGCGUUCCGAAAUCGUUUCCUUGAAGUCCAUUUCCAGGAUGUUCCACAGGCUGAACUAGAAACGAUACUUUGCCAGCGUUGCCGAAUCGCACCCUCCUACGCUCAGCGCAUUGUAAGCGUGUUUCAAGAAUUGCAGAAGCGCCGACAAUCGAGUCGAGUCUUUGAGAGCAAACAUGGUUUUGCAACCCUUCGGGAUCUCUUCAGAUGGGCACAGAGAGAUGCACUAAAUUAUCAAGAGUUGGCGGAGAACGGGUAUAUGCUUCUGGCUGAACGAACACGUCGAGAGGACGACAAACUCGUUGUGAAGGAGGUCAUCGAAUCCAUCAUGAAAGUUCGAAUUGACGAGAAGGAGAUGUAUAGUAUGCAUCGCGCUCAAGUCGAUUUCGAUAGUUUUCUAGGCUGCCCUCUUCCAAGAGACACGCAGUUAGUCUGGACUUCCGCCAUGCAACGUUUAUUUAUUCUCCUUGCUCGCGCCUUGCGAUCCAACGAACCUGUGUUACUUGUUGGGGAGACGGGAUGCGGAAAAACUUCCGUAUGCCAGGUAUACGCAGAGGUGGUGUCCAGGACGUUGCGCACUGUCAACUGUCACCAGAACACGGAGACUGCGGACCUCAUUGGCGGGUUGAGGCCUGUUCGCAACCGGACCACUGCUGAAUCUGAGGCGCUACGUCAGCUAUCCUUAGCGCUGGAAAAUAUGGGUGUCGUUCACGAGCCAGAAUCUUCGCAAUCUGUAGUUUCGACAGCGGAUCAUCUUAUCAAAUCAGGCUCUUUGGACCGCCAACAAUUUGACACAUUGAAAGAGAAACGUUCAAACCUGCAGAAGCUAUCAGCAUUAUUUCAGUGGUAUGAUGGUCCGCUUGUUGAAUCAAUGCGCGAUGGGGACAUCUUCCUACUCGAUGAGAUCUCUUUGGCGGAUGAUUCAGUUCUCGAACGUCUGAACAGCGCCCUCGAACCCGAGCGUACAAUUGUUCUAGCCGAGCGAGGUGGGGACAACCUCGAGCUCUCUUCUAUCACUGCCGCCGAUGGAUUCAAGCUCGUCGCCACAAUGAAUCCUGGCGGUGAUUACGGCAAGAAAGAGCUAUCCCCUGCUCUGAGGAACAGGUUUACAGAAAUUUGGGUUCCUCCCCUCACUAACCGUCGGGAUCUGGAGUGUAUUGUUGAUAGCCUGUGGGCCAACGAUCAGCUCAAAGCACAAACCGCAAACUUGCUCGAUUUUGUUGAGUGGUUAUGUGUGCAAGCCAAUGACCGAUCUUUAUUGAGCGUUCGCGACAUUUUGGCUUGGGUACAUUUUUCAAAUGCGGUCCAUGAAUCUUACCAUGGAACGAUGUCUUCCAAUGAGAUAUUUCAUCACGCAGUUCAUAUGUCAUUUCUCGAUGGAUUAGGAUCGAUGUCGCAAUUCGCGGCUCUUUCAAAAGAGGCAAUUGAGACAUUGCGGUUGGAUGCUUUAGCCAAAGUGCAGGAACUGGCCCCAGUCUAUGAACAUACGGCAGGUCAAGACCCCGCACUUAAUCCACGCACCAACGUUCAUUUAGGGUGUUUCUCGAUCCCACGCGGACCCAAGGAAUGUCAUCCAAAUCUGUUUAAUCUUCAUGCUCCUACUACUCAUGACAAUGGUAUGCGAGUCGUCAGAGCAUGUCAGCUGCCGAAACCAAUUUUACUCGAGGGCAGUCCCGGCGUCGGUAAGACGAGCCUAAUCACGGCUCUCGCGAAUCUCUGUGGAUAUGAGCUCUGUCGCAUUAACCUGUCCGACCAAACUGAUCUCGUUGAUCUAUUCGGUUCUGAUUUACCUGUUGAAGGUGGUGAAUUCGGGCAGUUCGUGUGGAAAGACGCUGAAUUUCUCCGAGCAUUGCAAGAGGGUCACUGGGUCUUGCUGGAUGAAAUGAAUUUAGCACCACAAGCCAUCCUAGAGGGCCUCAACUCGGUCUUGGAUCAUCGUGGUACUGUCUAUAUACCGGAGCUAGGCCGUUCAUUUACUCGUCACCCCUCUUUCCGCAUUUUUGCCGCUCAAAACCCCCUCCAACAAGGUGGGGGCCGCAAGGGUCUCCCAAAAUCAUUUCUCAAUCGAUUCACGAAGGUAUAUAUGCAAGAACUAACCCCGGAUGAUCUCCUCUUAGUGUGCAAAGCUCUAUUUCCGUCUCAAUCUGAAGACCUGCUUCGUGGAAUGAUCACUUACACCAGUCGGUUGAAUGAAGAAAUUGUAAUUAAGAAGUCAUUUGCGACGGAAGGUACGCCCUGGGAAUUCAAUUUACGUGAUGUCAUUCGAUGGGGUACGCUUCUACAAAAGUCAAACCCUGAAAGCCAUCCAUCCCAAUUUCUGUCAGCAAAUUUUCUCCAGCGAUUCCGAAAGACUACGGAUAGGGAACAAGCUCGCAUCUUGUUCGAGAAGAUCUUCCUAGAUUACUCUCACCAUGAUCAUCUGCGUAUCACACUAUCACCGUCUUUUAUGCAAGUUGGAGAGUUUUUUUCUCCUCGCUUAGGUCGACAAAAUAUCCACCCAUCUGGACGAAUACUACAAACUCACUUGGGCGCUCUGGAAGCCUUGGGGACCUGUGCCUCGAAUGGUUGGCUGGCUAUAGUUAUUGGACAGCAGGGUAGCGGUAAGACGUCUUUAGUGCGAUUGUUAGCUCAUCACUGCGGUCGCACCCUUCAUGAGGUCUCGAUCAACAGCGCAACUGAUGCUGCAGACAUUCUGGGAGGCUUUGAAGAAGUCGAUAUUAGCCAUCACAUACGAAGCGCGGUAGAAGGGGUGAUCAAUCUCGUCGAUGAGGUGUCUGCCUCGAUUGACGGUUCGAAGAUGCUUUUGGAUCAAGCCUUCAGCGCGCUCACGUUAGCUAUUCACGAUGACCGAUCGGUGCUCACCAGAGACCUUCUCCAAGACGCGCAGAAAGUGCUGGAUGGAAUGCGGAAUUUAUCUGGUCCAUUAUUGUCACGGAAAGUGACGCUCAUGGCUAUAGUCCAGAACUUAGUGUCUCAUACUCAGCACAGAAGCGGUUUACAAUGGGUUGACGGGCCUCUUGUGCGCGCCCUCAGGGACGGCCACUGGCUCCUUUUGGAUGGUGCCAAUCUCUGUAACCCUUCCAUUCUUGAUAGGCUGAACUCUUUGUGCGAAACCAAUGGAUUUCUGGUGUUGAACGAACGAGGCCAGGUCAAUGGUGCGGUCCAGCUCAUAAAACCUCACCCCGAAUUCCGACUGUUUAUGAGCGUCGAUCCUCAAUACGGAGAAUUGUCUCGUGCUAUGCGCAAUCGUGGACUGGAAAUUGCUCUUGUGGACGAUCCUAGUGAAGAGGAUAGCAGGCGAAUUUUGGAUGGCCUCCACCUCCCGUCCAACCUCGGCGCAACAAACAUCAAGGUAGUACUACAGCGCUACGAGGUUUAUCGACGUGGACUGGUGCGAGCUACGUCCUUUAUAGAUGGGCAAGUCAAACCUAGCGGGCGGUUAAUUGGCGAGGACUCCGCAAUGAGCUGGCUCGAUGAUUUGGCGCCUGUGGUACACGCUACGUCGCUUGCAAGCUCUACAUUCCGACCUUUGACAAACUUUAUCACAAGUAGCGCUGCACCACUUUAUUUGGCUUAUCUCACCCGCUGUACACAAUCGUGCACGUCACCAAGACUAGAUUCGAAUAUCUCUUUGAUUUCUUCUGCUAUCAAGACCUUUCCCCAGACAGCAUUGGUGCAUGGUGUUUACCAGCUCCGUGAGCGUAUCAGUCGUUCACAUAAAAUUCCUCUUGAAUUCCUACUAAGUCAAUCCUUAGAUUUUGACUACAGAUCAGCCAUGAAAUUAGUCCUUCCUGAACAAGAGCGACAGUCUCCUCUUAUAUUGCGAGCCUCUCGUCUGACCGUAGCGCUGAAGCUUGAUUACGAGGAUUUUGAGUCAUCCAUUGAGGGUUAUAACCGGAUUGCUGUACGCAGUGAUCGCAAGGCUGAUGACACGAAAAGCAAAGUGGCGAUGUUGGUCAGGGCACUUCUCAUAGAACUUCGAAGAGCAGCCCAAGCUUUGCUCGAAGGGUUGAAUAACGAUCGACCUACCAUGCAAACGUUACUGGAUGUAAUGCUGACCCUCCUCACCUGCGGCCGUCAUCUGCAGAGGGCUGUAUCGAGUGCACAGCUGGACUAUUCGGAGAUUCGAGUUGUCGUUGGAUGGAUUAUAGAGACAUUGCAAGAACAUCAAGACCCUUUUGUUGAUGUUGCUCCCUCAGCCAAUGCUCUGGUUGAAAUGGUCUCCUUGACGUCUGGUCUAGGUCUCAUUGAAUUAUGGUCGUCUCUGACAACCUUAAAGGAGCCGCUGAUACCUGAAAUCAGUCAGCUCGAAUCCGCCAUGAGCCGAUUCAAUGGUCAAGAUGCGAGGCGUAUGGAGAUCCUCGAUCUACUGUCUCUGUUGAGAUUACCAGGGAUAUCGACGAGGAGUGAAAGGCAUGAGCUUGCACAUCUUACAGAGAAUCUAGUUGCGUAUAUGCAAAGUGCCCCUUUAUUACCAGUAGGCCAGACGAAUGGGCCCCUUGAUGAUUUGUGUCUCGCAAUCGAACUCGGUAUUAUGUCCCAAGGAGACAAGGGUACUGGUUCAGGGCUACUCAAGGAUUUCAUUGACGUUUCAUCUCGACAUGUCCCACUGUGCCGACUGGUACCUCUGCGACAGUGUUUAUGGGCAUAUGAGAAGGGCGAUCGACCAAUUCCUUAUAUCGCUAAACUGCAUGAGCAAUGGCUUGAGGGGAUAUGGAGUAUACCUCCAUUAGCUGAGGUGAAGGGGCCAACUGUUUUCUUAAUCCCCAUGGAAUUAUACGGAACUGUUUUGGAUACUGUUUUGAUUAGAAAGCCGCUUAAAUCGUUUCAGAUAGUAGAACGAGCUCUUACCCGUCGUCUGGAUAUCUUCGCCACCUCACUACUUCAGUAUGAUGCCACUCGCACAACGCAACUGAAAGACCUGUUAUUUCAAUCAGUCACCAUGAUAUCUUCUUGUUUUGGAGCAUCCGACCUUAGCGAGAGCUACUUUACUCGUGGAAAUCUGACCCGCCCGUUCUCCCAGUUGCAUAUCAUAGAGAGUAUCCAACAACCUGCGAUUCAAGACAUUUUCAAGCGUUAUCUGCUUCCUGAACUCGAAAAGUUGCCACAAGGCCCCUUCGAUUCGGAAAGUCAGAUGUUGGGACUCCUCGGCCGUUGUUGGCUUGCCCUCGGAAGAUUGACGCUUGAACUUUAUGUGCCAAACACGCCGAUAGAUCCUGCUGCUAUGCAACGGUGCUCACAUAACUUCUGGAGUGAAGAGAUGGCACAUCUCUCAAGUCAAUUGCGCUUGCAUUUGGAGUACGAAAGGCGUACCAAUGGACUACACACAAAUCCCUCAAUAGAGUAUCUACAGUUCGCCCUGGAUGAUGCUGAGCGGCAUGUUUCCUGCAGCGCUGUGGCGCCGCCCCCAGCUCGCAACGACCUAGCCCGACUGCACUCAUUUUGGGCAGAAAUACUACAAUUCAUAGCGCAAGUUAUAUCCCCGGCGAGAAUCAGGUCGAUCGUAAUGGAUUCAGAGCGACGAGAUACUCAUGUUUUCAUGCGCGAAGAGGUUGUGCAAGAGUCUCUGACAGCUUUCCUCCAUCGACUCCGUACAGCAUAUCCCGACUUUAGUGAUCUUAAUGGACCUAUCGAACUUGCUCUGCUCUACUUCAAGCUUGGUCUUCGCUUACUCGUAUGUGAUGCAAGGCGAGCAGAUCCUGCUUCGAAUGAUUUAUGUCAAGUUACCUCAGCACUAGUGGCAUUUCCCAGCGUGCGCAGUGCCGAGUUGCUACGUGUCCAGACGACUCCGUCAUCGUCUGCACACUCGGCAUUGAUCUUUUUACUGUCUAACCUUGCAGGUGUUGUUCUGGAAGCAUCACUGGGAUCUGAUACUCAGUCUUAUAUCCAUACAACAGAGGCGAUCUUCGAGCAAAUCUUUGGCUUUUGGUCUAUUGAACGAGCUAGAGGCGAAGAAGCUGAUAGAGCAGCACAGUCACUUUACCGUCAGAACAAGUUGGAACACAGUGCUACGACGGAUGCCGACAUGGAGGAAGAAGAAUUCUUGUCGAUGUUCCCCCAGUUUGAGGGCGUUUUCGAUACGGACGCACCGGAAGCGUGCGUAGCCUCAAAGCAUAGCCCCUUAUUCGAUAGACAGCAAACCGCUCAAUUAGGGGAACUUCAUCGGUGUAUGUUCAAACCUAGUGCAGACUCGGAGCCUUCGUCAAAUGUCACCAAGCAGUUCCUAGAUUCCCGCCGGUCGCUCGUGGCAACAAUUCUGGAAUCACAAGCGACCUCUCUGCCUGAGACACUCGAUGUCCACAGCCGCGCGUUCCAAAUACCCUUCCUCCAUGAAUAUCUCGGGUUACUGAAAGGCACCCACGCCCAUCGCCAGACAUACAACUUUUAUCUAGACGCUAACGUUCGCGAGACCAGAAAGGGAUCAGAGCUUCUUGUGUCCUUCCGCGCCCGACUUGAACAACUAAUUCAAGAGUGGCCUGAUCAGAUGGUCCUGCAAUAUCUCCGCACGCGAUGCGACGCCGUAUUGGACUUCAGUCUCUCCAGUCCUGUCGCCAAGGUACUGUCCGCUCUCGAACAGCUCCUGCUGCAGACCGAAGACUGGGAGAUGUACGCGAACCGAGACAACUCCCUAAAAACGUUUCAACAGAACAUGAUUGACUUAAUUGUCGAAUGGCGCAGGCUGGAGCUCUCAUCUUGGCAAGGCUUGUUGGAAUCCCAGGCGAGGGAAUUCGCGCACGGUGCAUUCGAAUGGUGGUUCCGACUCUAUGAAGCACUCAUCAAGGGCGUCAUGGCUGCGGUGAACGAAGCGGGGAAUGAUGUCACCAUAGUAACUGAAUAUCUGGACGGACUGGUGCCUCUCCUCGACGAGUUCCUCACGUCAAGCCCCAUUGGCCAGUACCACACGCGUCUGGAGUUGCUUUCCGGCUUCACAGCUUAUAUUGAGCAACUCAUCGACUCACGGCUAGGUAUAUCACAACCGGAACUGCAAGCCGCACUCGGCCGUACCGCGCGCAUUCUGCGCUUUACUGUGCGCUUCUACGGGCAGUUUGCCACCGCAGUGAAUGCCCGACUCGCAAGCCAGCAGGCAGUGCUAGAGAAAGAUGUACGCGCGUUCAUCAAGCUCGCAAGCUGGAAGGAUAUCAAUGUGCAUGCACUGAAGCAAAGCGCGCAGAGGACUCAUCGACAACUAUACAAGAGCAUCCGCAAGUUCCGCGACGUUCUCCGGCAGCCUGUUACUGAGCUGAUGGUGCCAGGAGCCAAGGUCGCGGAAGCGCCAGAAUUGGAGCAAACGUCCCUACCGAUUCCGGACGUAGAUCUAGGACUUGUGUCUAUGAACCUUCAGUUGCCCGAUCCAUUAUCCACGACGGACGUAUCUCCUCACUUGGCUUACCUGAACAGAACAUACAAGACUUUCGAGAGGCUCAUCAUCGAUCGCAUGGUACCCUGUCUGCGCUCAUUCUCCACAACACACAUCUCCGACCUCGCUCACGAGAUCGUCACUCAAGCGCACGCUCUUGCUGCAUUUCCUGUUCCAUCGGGGCUAUCUUCCGCACAACGGGAGAAGCUGUUCAAAUCGCUCCUCACGCGGAAGCGACGCGCAUGGAGCGAGCUGCUCAAAGAGCUCAAGCGUAUUGGGCUCGCAGCAAGCGUCAAGCCGGAGGUGCUCAGCAAGCUGCACAGUUCGCGCUGGCUGAGGGAGCAGAUGCUCGCAUCGCCGGAUGCACACAAUUAUCCAAAGAGUGUGCCUGACGCGCUUGCACGAGCGGAGGAGUACCUACAUCGGCUGGCGAGCUUGCUUCCUGGCGUAAGAGCUACUCUGGCCGAUCAUCACCAGGACGUGAACACGCGAGAGCUCCAGCGAGGUGUCAUGUUUCUCGAGUCUGGAUAUUACAUGGCGCUGGAUAGUCAAAAAAGCAUAUGCGAGGCAUCUGGCGAGCUUGCCCAGCUGGAAGACGCGGUAACCCGCUUACAAAUGUUAGCUACGGGUGAUAUCGUUUCCGGCGGGCUCGAAGCACUCCAACACGCGUCGAGUAUGAAAGAGACGUACUGCAAGCUCGUGCACGCAUUAGAGGAGAUGUUGUAUUAUCUACGCGAGUACCACACGCACCUUCCACAUGCAAAGAUCUGUCAGGAAAUGCUGGACGAAAUACAGUCCACAGUCGAGGUGUCCAGACAACUGCUGUCAUCUGUGACACAGGUGGUGGCGAAAAUGCGUCUCACGCGAGAGCCGAUCUUGCUCAAAGAUGAAGCUACCGAGAUUACGUGGGCACAGGAGCACAUAGCAAACACACUCAACGCGCUCGAAAAGUGGGGAACUGACAGAGACUUCGUCGCCUUACACACAAAUCCAGUGCGGGACUGGCUCAAGGACAAAACACUCCCGGGCUAUCACGAAACGGACAAGGGCGAUACCGAAGACAGCACAGGACCACUGAUCGACACUCUACUGCUGAAUAUGCAAGCACUGAUAGUAAUUUGCCCAUCUGCAGCAAUCGACGAGCAAGAGGGCCAAGACGGGUUUGUUCGAGAGGACCACAAAAUGCUACUCCAAUUGACUCGCGCGCUGAAGCUAAGUACAGUUGUGGAACGUGUGCAUACAGUCCUGUGCGAAGCUGCUCGAUGUCCUCAAGCGCAAAAGGACGUCCGCCUCGCGAGAGUACUACCUUUCCUCAAUCAGUACGUCGGGCUGGCAAGGGAGAACGUGCGACAGCAAAGCGAGUGGACGAGGGCGCUGUUCAAGCUGGACUAUGUCGUUUGUAACGUUGUACGGAGUCUCGCGCGUGAAGGGUUCUGCAAACCGCCCGACGCAGAGGAGGCAGGCAAUGGCCAAGAGGGAGGGGAGCUCCAAGCGGAUGGGACUGGACUGGGAGAUGGCGCCGGCAAUGAGAACGUGAGCAAGGAUAUUGAGGACGAAAGUCAGGUGGAGGGCCUGCAGGGCGAAGAGUCGAAUCCGGACGAGAAAGUUGAAAGGGCGGAAGAGGGAAAUGCGGUAGAGAUGAGCGAGGACAUUGGUGGGCAGAUGCAGGAUAUUUCAGACGGAGAGGGAGAGGAGGAAGGAGAUGAAGAGAGCGAGGGGGAUCCUGAAGAACAACUGGGUGACUUGGACACGUCCGACCCGGCUGCGGUAGACGAAAAGCUGUGGGGUGAUGAAUCAGGGCCGAAGGAUGAUGGCGAGGACGGAGGCAAGAGCGGUGAAGAUCAUUCGAAAAGCGAGCAGCAGAAACCGGAGAUGGUGGCGAAAGAAGACAGUGGCGGAAAGGAUACCAACAAGGAGGAUUCAGACAAAAAGGAAGACGGCGUGCCCGAGGAUGGCGAGGAAAUUGUAGACGACGCGAUGAACGAAGACGAAGCGGGCCCAGACGAGGCCAUGGGUGGGGCACCUCUAGACGAUCACAUUCAGGAAGCAGAAAUGCUAGACCUACCGGACGAUCUAGACCUUGACACGGGCAAGAAUGAGAAAGAGGAGCUACUGGACGACGACAUCAGCAUGGGCGACGAGGAAGAACUUGAAAAAGACCAAAAUCAUCCUGACCAAGAGAACGCCGAUGGAGAGUCAGAAGCUGAAGCGGAAGAUCCGAAGCCGGACAUGGCGGAAUCCAUGCAGGAGGACAAUGCGCCGGCAGAUGGGCACCCUGAAGAAGGCAAGGAUGAUGCAAUUGCACAGCCAGACCUACACGGUGGGGAUGGGAUCGAUCAGGGAAUGUCCAAUGGUGCAUCCGCGUCCGAAGCGAAGGGUGAAGGAUCCGGCGCUGAGAUGGCAGCCCAGGGGCAGAGCGAGGACGUCGAUAUGACCCCACAAGCAGAUGAAGGGCACCAAGACAUGCAGGAUAUAACAAGGACAGAGCCUUCGGAUGUCAACCAGUCUGAGAGCCGCGCGGGAGACGCUGGCGAAAACGCUGCAGGAUCGGAGCGGACGCAGGGCGGGGAGGCUUCCGUCCAGUCGAAAACGAACCAGCCCAUGAGCAACCCAUUGCGUAACCUAGGCGACACUCUCCGCGAGAUUCGUCAGCGGCUCGACGAUAUCCUCGAAAGUGAUGGCGUGCGUAAGGACCCCAUGCAGCAGCAGUCCGAUCCUACUGCCCAGAUGGAGUAUCUACAGCCCGAUGAUACCGAAGAGGGCCUGCAAGCCCUUGGUCCUGCUCAGCACGAGGAUGUUGCCAAAUUGGACGAGCUCAAGUUCGUCAACGAAGAUCCACAGUCCCUCGACUCGAUUCCCUCUGCAGAAGAUCAGGUGCACGAAGACCCAUACCAGCAUGCACCGCCUCGAUCGUCCCUCCACGCGGAACAGACCUCUCAGCAAUUGAGCAACAAUACGCAGCGUGCACUGAUGCCGAGUGAAGUCCGCUCUACUCUCCCAGACAAUCUUGACAAUGGUGCCGUUCCAAACCCUAAUCCAGAUGCCUCUCCCGCAUUGGAAGACGAAUCAGAGCAAGUCGAGCUCAUGAUGCAGGAAUGGCGAGCCAGUGGACAAUCGCCCGAUCUGGCCGGCGACAUCUGGCGCAAAUACGAGUCCCUAACGCACGAUCUCUCCUACGCGCUCUGCGAGCAGCUCCGCCUCAUCCUGGAGCCGACGAUGGCGACUCGACUCAAAGGCGACUACCGCACGGGAAAACGCCUGAACAUGAAAAAGAUCAUCCCGUACAUCGCCAGCGAGUUCACCAAGGACAAGAUCUGGCUCCGCCGCACGCGGCCUAGCACGCGCGAGUACCAGGUGCUCCUCGCGCUAGACGACUCGCGCUCGAUGGCCGAGUCGCACUCCGUCCACCUCGCACUGCAGACCCUCGCGCUGGUCGCACGCGCGCUGAGCCGGCUCGACGUCGGCGAGCUCGCCAUCGCCAAGUUCGGCGCGGGCGUGGACGUGCUGCACGCGUUCGACGCCGGGCCGUUCACGGACGCGGCCGGGGCAGGCGUCGCGAGCGCGCUCGCGUUCGACCAGCCCGCGACGCACGUGCUCGGACUCGUCGAGACGAGCCUGCGGAUGCUGGAGCGGGCGCGGGAGCGGCGCGCGAUGGCGUCGGCGACGGCGGGGGAGCUGUGGCAGCUCGAGAUCAUCAUCAGCGACGGGAUCUGCCAGGAUCACGAGCGGCUGCGGAGUGUGCUCCGGAAGGCGUAUGAGCAGCGCGUGAUGGUCGUAUUCGUCAUUCUCGACUCGUUACAUGCGCGGAGCGCGACGGGCGCGGGGGGGACGGGGGAGAACGCGAAUUCGAUCCUGUCGAUGUCGCAGGUUGCGUACAGGACGGUGGACGGGCGGAUGGACCUGCAUGUGGAGCGCUACCUGGACACGUUCCCGUUUGAGUACUACGUCGUGUUGCGGGACGUGGAGGCGCUGCCGGAGGUGCUGUCGGGCACUCUGCGGCAGUUUUUCGAGAGAAUGGCUGAGGCUUAA
Fibroporia radiculosa is the source of this 15105-nucleotide messenger RNA. RefSeq lists its product as uncharacterized. Gene Ontology annotation, cellular component: nucleus; preribosome, large subunit precursor. The coding region runs from base 1 to 15105 and encodes 5034 amino acids. The transcript is spliced from 19 exons. The record is from RefSeq and is a predicted model, not a curated record. Gene Ontology annotation, biological process: ribosomal large subunit assembly; rRNA processing. NCBI's taxonomy places the organism in Eukaryota, Fungi, Basidiomycota, Agaricomycetes, Polyporales, Fibroporiaceae. Gene Ontology annotation, molecular function: ATP binding; ATP hydrolysis activity.